Molecule: messenger RNA, 5146 nt
Organism: Loxodonta africana (African savanna elephant)
Lineage: Eukaryota; Metazoa; Chordata; Mammalia; Proboscidea; Elephantidae
Product: olfactory receptor 2G3-like
Exons: 1
Coding region: 4051-4971 (306 amino acids)
Biological process (GO): detection of chemical stimulus involved in sensory perception of smell; G protein-coupled receptor signaling pathway
Cellular component (GO): plasma membrane
Molecular function (GO): G protein-coupled receptor activity; olfactory receptor activity
Source: RefSeq, a predicted model, not a curated record
CCUCAUUUCCCCAAAUGUGCUAUUUUUUAAAACAUUUUAUUAGAAUUAACCUACAUUUGCACCUACCGAUCACACUUGCUCAACGUGUUGACAAACCAAUUGUUUAACAAUGUUCUCAAGGUUUUCCCACUGUUGAUCAUCAGGUUCAGCAAUAUUUAAUCCCAGGAUUCUGCUUUCUCUCCUUCUGAAAAUUGGCAUAAUGUUUGCCCCUGUUACUCGGUGGUACUUCUUUGUUCCACAAUAGCUGUCCGUAAGGGUAAUCGUUUGCAAGUUAAUUCAACACGUCAUGUUGUAAUUUCUAUGGAUCUAAAGAAUUAAAAAAUGCAAGGUGCUCAUUCUUAGAGUGGCUUAACAGUAUGGCACUGAAAUGUCCUCUGGGAAAUCUCCCAGUUUAAAACUGCUCUCUUUUCUGAAGAAGAUUGACUGUAUUUAGCAAAAAAUUUUGUUCCAUAUUUUUCUAUCUUUCACUUCAAGCUUAAGUAAAAUUGAUACUGUUUUUUAUUUUUCCAAAACCUUGGAUCAUGUUGUUUUUCCCAAGCUCCCUGAAAUUAUUUUUCCAAGUAUAUGGUAUUUGUUUUAUUGAAUUUAGGUCAUGUAUUUUUAUAUCAUGUACACACUUCCCAUUUGUGGAAUAAAAUGUUCUUCAAAAUUUGGGGCAUAUGAAAAUACUUUCUGUGUAGCCAGGUUUUGUGGUGUAUAGUAAAAGACAAAAGAUUGAGAUUAAAAGGAUAGAAGAAUGAAUCAGAAAAUAGAGAAAUCAGACAAUAAAGGUAAUCAUUGAGGUAUUUAGAAAAAGUCAACCUGCUGGUUAUAUCAGAAUGAUUUUCAUGUGGAAACCCAGAAGAACAUGGGCAAUAUCAAACAAUAGUGAAAACAGUACUAUGGUGAAAUAGCGACACUGAUAAUCUCUAUAAAACAUUGUCUAGCUAUGUCUAUGGAAAAUCGAUUUUGUUCAAGCAGUCUUUGUUUCUAAACAUGGAAGGUAAAAGCUUCUUUGAGACAUUGUCUUAGUUAAUGUCCACGGAAAUGUAAGAAGCAAAGAAAUUAAAAAACCAAGAUUAUAUUUAGUUACUCUGUCAGUCCGUUAGGUUUUAAAUGAAAAAAUUAUGUGUGGAGAUGAAGGGGCAUUUAUAAUCCAUCUCAGAUAUGACUCAACAGUUCAACAGGAAAAAAUAAAAGAAUACAUUUAUAGUACCUAAAAUAAAACCUAAGGCUGGGAGAAUGAAAAAACUAGUAAACAAAAUCAUGCAGUUGCUUUUGUUGGUUUUAAUGUUGUUCACUAAGAUUGAAGAGCAACACUGGGUAGAUAGAUGUUUUCCUCUUAAAUAUAAAGUCUGGAACUGCAAUUAAAAGAAGGUGAAUUCUUCAAAGGUCAGCAGAGCGAGGGCGGGGAUUUGGGGACCAUGUUUUGAGGGGACUUCUAAGUCAAUUGGCAAAAUAAUUCUAUUAUGAAAACAUUCUGCAUCCCACUUUGAAAUGUGGCAUCUGGGGUCUUAAAUGCUAACAAGCGGCCAUCUAAGAUGCAUCAAUUGGUCUCAACCCACCUGGAGCAAAGGAGAAUAAAGAACACCAAGGUCACACGAUAACUAUGAGCCGAAGAGACAGAAAGGGCCACAUGAACCAGAGACCUACAUCAUCCUGAGACCAGAAGAACUAGAUGGUGCCCAGCCACAACCGAUGACUGCCCUGACAGGCAGCACAACAGAGAACCCCUGAGGGAGCAGGAGAUCAGUGGGAUGCAGACCCCAAAUUCUCACAAAAAGACCAUACUUAAUGGUCUGACUGAGACUAGAGGAAUCCCGGCCAUCAUGGUCCCCAAACCUUCUGUUGGCCCAGGACAGGAACCAUUCCUGAAGAUAACUCAUCAGACAUGAAACGGACUGGACAGUGGGUAGGAGAGAGGUGCUGAUGAAGAGUGAGCUACUUGUAUCAGGUGGACACUUGAGACUGUUGACAUCUCCUGUCUGGAGGGGGGAUGGGAGGAUAGAGUUGGAAGCUGGCAAAAAUGUCACGAAAGAAGAGACUGGAAGGGCUAACUCAUUAGGGGGAGAGCAAGUGGGAGUACAGAGUAAGGUGUAUAUAAUGUGACAGUUUGACUUGAUUUGUAAACGUUCACUUGAAGCUCAAUAAAAGUUAAUAAAAAAAAAAAAAGAAGGUGAAUUCAGGUUGUAAGUAAUGACGGUCAACAUGACUUUGACGUCUGGAAAGGCAAUCUUUUCAGCUACCCAAAAUCUGUCCCUCUGAACAGUCAACUUUCCAAAAAAGUCAGUAUUUUUUUUCUAAAAAGCCAUUAGUCUGAUAAACAUCCACAAAACUGUAGCACUUACAGUUGUUAUGAGUUGUUAUAAGACAACUCCUUUGUUAUCACCCACCAUGAGUAAAAUUUUGCAAGACAAUAAAAAUGAGCUAAUAUGAGAAUAACAAACAGACUAAUAAGGGAGAUGAAAUCAAGCAGUGUGGUAUUCAUGGCUUUUAAAUUAUAGCACAACUGUAAACUGCAUUUCUGGCUUAUUCAGGGGAUAACACAAUAAAGGAAUUGGUGGAAAGUGCUUACCUUUUCACUAAGUGGUGGUAAGCUAAGUUUGGGAUGUGCUAAGUUUGAGAUAUUGACGGGGCCCUAAGGAAGAAAUCUCCUGUAUGAGGUAGGAAAUUUGAGAUUUGAAAUUUAUACAUCUUGAAAAUCAAGAACCUAAGGAUAAGAAAUAAUGCUGUUUUGGAAAGAAUGUGGACAAAUGCACAGGAAAAUAAAAUAUGAAAUGAACAGGCAAGGGGGAGUGAAAUAAGGGAUAAAGAGGUAAAAGAAUAAAAGCAAAUGAGUAAGGAGAAAAAAGCGCCAUUGAAAAACUUGGAAGAUAGGAGUUACAUGAAAAAUGAAGCAAGACAGGAUUGCAUAGAACAAUCUAACAUUUGCUGGUCUCUUCCCCACAGAUAGAGUUCAGACCUUUACAUUGCUGUGAGAGCACUGCCAACCUCUAAUGUGUUUAUCUGAGCAUACAAAUAUCCUUCACCUAACUAGAGUGAAAGGAAACAUUGAGUAAUAUUUCAUUUAAGAAUUCUGUAAAGGAGAGUGCCAGAUGCAAAGAACCCCAUGUUCCUUUCAUCAUGACAUGAGAACAAUAUAUUUUAUGAAUGAAGGGAUAGAUGAAAGAGAGCUGGGGAGAGGAUGAUGGAGGGAGUAAGAGAGACAACUAGGUAGAUAUAGAUACAGUGGUAGAUUAGAUAUAGAUGACUUAACACUUACAUGGAAGCCUUGAUGGCACAGUGGCUAUGCACUUGGCUGCUAACCAAAAGGUCAGGGGUUCAAACUCACCAGCUGCUCCAUGGAAGAAAUAUGUGGCAGAUUGCUUCUGUAAAGAUUACAGCCUUAUUAACCCUCUGGGGCAUUGCUACUCUGUUCUAUAGGGUCACUAGGAGUUGGAAUCAAUUCAACAGCAACACGUUUGUUUGGUUUUCUAACACUUAAACAGAGCUCACCAUGUGAUACAUGAUUGCUAGAUAGGUAGGUGGAUAAAAUUAAUUUAAAAUUUUCAAACAUUUGUACAAAUCCAUAUAAGACUAUUCUUAAUUUUAAAAUGAGGAAAUUGAAACACAGAGAAGUUCAAUGACUUGGCCAAGAAUGAAGUGAUGGAGCCAUAAACUCGGCAGACCACUCCUGAUUUUUCACGCUUAACACUCCACUAUAUGGCAGACAGAUUUGAGAAGCUAGGUAGAUAAAGAAGAGGGAGGGAGGAAGGGAGAGAGAAAUAGAGAUGAGAUAGAGAGAGAGAGAGAUCUUCAUAUAAACAGAUACUUAAAUGAUUAGGUUUCAUAUAGAAGAUCUCAUCAUAUCUAGGGUAUUCCAGCUCAAUGGCCACUGCUGGGGCAGUGUUUAUAUAAAUCAGUCUUCUUUUGUGAAAAUUUCUAAUGAUUUUGAAAAUUAUCUCAACAGCAUAUUGAAGGUUGGAAAUGUUGCCAUGGAGUGACUGAAGCAAAAAAGUCAGGCUUAUCCUUCACAUCUUGUCUCUUUCAUUGCAGCUGUACAUAAGAUAGCAGCCAUGGAAGGAGAAAAAUAUGAGUUCCCCAAAUGCGUACAUCUUGUUGGGCUUCUCAGAUCAUCCGUGGCUAGAGAUGCCCCUCUUUGGAGUGGUCUUAGUCUCCUACAUCCUGACUCCGAUGGGAAACAGCUCCAUCAUCCUUCUCACCCUGCUGGAUCCUAGACUCCAUACUCCUAUGUACUUCUUCCUAGACAAUCUCUCUGCGCUGGACCUCUGUGUCACCACCACCAUUGUACCCCAGCUGCUGGUCAACCUCUGGGGAACAAAAAAGAUGAUUACUUACUGGAGCUGCUUCUCACAGGCCUACCUCAUCCACUGGACAGGAAGCACUGAAUGCAUCCUGCUGGCAGCAAUGGCCUUUGAUCGCUACGUGGCUCUCUGCCAGCCACUCCACCACACUGUCAUCAUGCAUCCCCAGAUGUGUGUGAAGCUGGCAUUUGCCACCUGGUCCAGUGGCUUAGCCAAUUCUCUGCUCCAAGCCACCCUUACCUUUCAACUUCACUGCUGCGGUCACCACACCGUAGACCACUUCUUCUGUGAGGUGCCUGUUCUGAUCAAGCUAGCCUGUGAAGACACCACUGCUAAUGACCUGUCCUUAGCCAUGGGAGCUAUCCCCGUUGCACUGGUAGCUCCAUUUCUUGUGCUGGUCUCCUAUACCUUCCUUGCUAGGGCUGUGCUAAAGUUAUCUUUGGCUGAAGGAAGGCACAAGUUUUUCAGCACCUGCAAUUCCCACGUGGUCGUCGUCACCAUGUAUUAUGGGCCUGCCACCUACCUGUACCUCCAGCCCCCAGCCAAGAGCACCCAGGCCAAAUUCAUGUCCUUCAUCUACUGUAUUAUCACCCCACUUCUGAAUCCACUUAUCUACACCUUAAGAAACAAGGAUGUGAAGAGGGCAUUGAAGAGGAUUCUACAAUUCCAUGGAGGGAUAAAAUCCUAAAAAGUGUAAAAGUCAUAAAAAUCCUGCCUCUUGGAACAGCCACAUGCAAACUUUCAAUGAGUACUGCUGCUUCUGUGCUUCCAAAGGAAUGUCCAAGAACUUCAGGGAAAGAUGCCCCUAUCUCAUCAACCAUCCUGAUGUUUGGGGAAACUCAUCUUAUCAGAAAAUGCUAUCU